Messenger RNA from Diprion similis, 854 nucleotides. It is a transcript of the gene Chd64, whose product is annotated as myophilin. The coding region runs from base 145 to 711 and encodes 188 amino acids. The transcript is spliced from 4 exons. NCBI's taxonomy places the organism in Eukaryota, Metazoa, Arthropoda, Insecta, Hymenoptera, Diprionidae. The record is from RefSeq and is a predicted model, not a curated record. Gene Ontology annotation, molecular function: protein binding.
GUAGAGUUGCGACCGUUGAAGCGGCAGCUUUGUUAAACCCGUUUCAAGUUUUUCAGUGUCUAAUCGCGCAGUCCCUUAGUGUCAUUCGUUCCGCUUGAUCCUACGGACAAAGUAAAAAAUACAAAUAGAAAACAACAAACAAACAUGGCUAACAACAGAGCAACCAAGUCCGGAUUCGCCGCCGAAGCACAGCGCAAGAUAAACAGCAAAUACAGCGAGGAAUUGGCCCAGGAGAGUUUAGAAUGGAUAAAAACAAUAACCGGCGAGGACAUAAACACGAGUGGAGACAUGGACAAUUUUUACGAGACCCUUAAGGACGGAACUCUGCUCUGCAGAUUGGUGAACAGCAUCAAGGAGGGAUCAGUAAAGAAGAUAAACAACACCGGGUUGGCGUUCAAGUGCAUGGAGAACAUAAACGCGUUUUUAGAAAAUGCAAGAGCUCUAGGAGUACCAGCCCAGGAAACAUUCCAAACCGUCGAUCUAUGGGAAAGACAAAAUCUAAACUCUGUCGUAAUCUGUCUACAAUCGCUGGGCCGCAAGGCUGGAAAUUACGGCAAACCGAGCAUCGGGCCGAAAGAGGCUGACAAGAACGUGCGAAACUUUAGCGACGAACAGCUCAAGGCUGGAGCAGGUGUGAUAAGUCUUCAGUACGGUAGCAACAAGGGAGCAACCCAGAGUGGCAUCAACUUUGGAAACACAAGACACAUGUAAAUCACCCUCCCACCCUCCUCCUCAGCCACAUUUUCCAUAAUUCAGACUUCCAACCCCGCCUUAGACAACUCACACACACACACACACACACACACACGUAAAUUAAUUAAUUUUACAUUCAAAGGACACGAAAUGCUUCGUAC